Molecule: messenger RNA, 1691 nt
Organism: Brassica napus (rape)
Lineage: Eukaryota; Viridiplantae; Streptophyta; Magnoliopsida; Brassicales; Brassicaceae
Product: crooked neck-like protein 1
Exons: 2
Coding region: 787-1515 (242 amino acids)
Molecular function (GO): zinc ion binding; nucleic acid binding
Source: RefSeq, a predicted model, not a curated record
AAAUUUCAAAAUUUUUACCUUUCUCCAACGGUCAUGAACAGUGAUUUUCAUCUAUAAAUACAACUCAUACUUUACCCAUUUACUUCAUCCAAAACAUUUCAUCUUCUGUCAAAUAUUUUCAAAUCACUCCAUCCCGGUUUUUCAUUGCAAAAAAGAUGAUUCGCAUAUUUUUGGUCUUAUGUGCAAUUUUUAUUUUUACUUCUAUGUAUGGUCUUUUUAUUGGAGAAUUUGCUCCUCGAGAAUUUGCGCUUAAUGUCGGUUUAAUUUUCUAUGCGUUGCUUCUCCUUGUAAUUGCGUGUAUUAUCAAUAUAAAUGGUUCGUUUUAAAAUUACGAAAUUCUAAUAAAAUAUUUUAUUUUGUGUUUUAGAAAUACAAAUGGCAAACAUCGAGAAACUCCAGUUCCCGGCCCUAAAAAUAACUAGCGAAAAUUACGUCGGGUGAAUCAAAAACGUGAAACCAUUUCUGGUGAUGAAAAAGAUAACCGAAACAAUUGUAAUCGGUAACAAAUCACCACCCGAGCAUAUAUCCGAAGCGAUAAUCUUCCUGAAGAAGCAUUUAGAUGAAAAUCUAACGCACGACUAUGCAAACGUCGAGGACCCAGCUGAACUGUGGCAAACUUUAAAAGAAAGGUUCGAUAACCAGAGACAAAUCAACCUCCCUCACGCUUUAGAAGAGUGAAAAAAACUGAGGUUCCAAAAUUUUCAAAAGGUUGAGGAUUACAAUUUCGCUGUCGUGAGGAUAGUUGCACUUCUGAAGUAUUGUGGUAAUCAUGUCUCUGAGGCAGAAAUGAUGAAUAAAACAUAUAACACUUUCCACAAACAGCUUCACUUCUUGCCCGAAAUUUACAGAAAAUGCGGGUACACGAAAUUUUCUGAAUUGAUGGUUGCGCUCAUGUUGGCUGAAAAGAACAAUGAGCUCUUAAUCAAAAACCACAAUUCCCGACCUACGGGAGCCAAAGCAUUCCCUGAAGUGAAUGCUACGGCGGUAGAAAAUUCAGAAAGAAGGAACCAGUCCAAUCGAGGUUAUGGUCGCCGUUUCAAUAAUAAACGUGAAAAAACUUACAAUCCCAAAUGGAAGGGAUCUAACAAGUGGGUUAGAUCCGAACAAGUUUCUAAGGGUAAAGAAACUCAAGAGGAUACCACCCAGAAGCGUGGGACAGUGUGUUACAGAUGUGGAUGUAAAGGACAUUGGUCCCGUACCUGUCGUACUCCUCUACAUCUCUGUAAGUUAUAUCAAGAGUCCAAGAAAAGCAAAGCUAAAGAAGUGAACCUCACUGAAAACUUUGAAGGGACUAACUUUGGUAAUCUCGGGGACGUGAGUGUUGUACAAUCUAAGCUCCCGAAGAAGCUCAAGAAGAGAAAGCCGAUCACAAGAGAAGAUGGCUCUACAGAGUAUGAAGAGUACAUUGACUAUCUAUAUCCAGAAGAAUCACAGACAACGAACCUCAAGAUUCUUGAAGCUGCUUACAAAUGGAAGAAGCAGAAGCUUGCUACUUCUGAGGAGGAGUACGAUUAACUAGAAUUAUAACAAAUCUGUGAGUUUGUGUUUUGUAUGCUUUCUUAGUUCUCUGUACAUCGCCACUCAUCCUUUAUGAUUUAGCAAUAAUCUUGUUAUUGUGUGUUAGCAAAAAAAACAAACCCAUUCUGUUACUGUUUUCGUUCUUUUUUUGUAUAAAACCUUUGGGUUGCGUU